UGUUGCAUUCCGGCCAACUCUGCUCCCUCCGCCUGUCGCUUUUUCACCCCCUCCCUCCUACGUCUUCUUCGCCCAGUCUCCCUUCAGGAUCCCUCAGGCGACAUGAAUUUCUUCUCGUGGCUCUUCUGUGCAGCGUUGCCUUGCAUCAUCCAAACCGCCUUCCGGCCUCCCAUUGUGGUCUCCAUGCAACCUGGAGGCGACCCGGAAGUGGGCCCACAAAACCAGAGGGUCCUCUGCCCCGUCGUUUACGUCUCACCCACCUUCAGGUUCCGACGCAGCCUCGAUGUCGUCAAGAGAAGCCUCGAAAACGAAGGAUUCAGAUUUGAUCCAGCGGUGUGUGACGACAAUGGGCGACUCCUACCAGUUAGGGAACAGGUUUCCCUCGACGGAGGUCCAUUGCAAUUCGGCCUCGGUCUUCGAGACGACAAAACAAAAGACUCCGACGCAGACGUCAAAAGCGUCCUUCGGCCGGGCAGAAAAUACCGCAAGAACAUACGAAAGUUCACACGCAAUUACAAUCUCCGCUUUGGUCGUUCUCUCGACUUCCAGACUCCUUGCCCGGAUUGCGAAGAAGAGGAAGAAGAAGGUACAAACCUAUAUGCUUACUCCAGGGCCACCCCGAAAGAUCAAGACUCCGAAGGCAACUACAAUUGAUGUUAUAUCUACCAUUCUUGAAAUGAAUACAAAAAGGAACCCAACCGAAUCCUCUGCAACAUCCCCUCACCCAACAACAUCGACCUCAGCAUUCUCAUCCUCAACUUCUUCAGUCUCAUCAAGUCAUCUCGAGACCUCACCUAUGAUGAUAAAAGAGCCACAGGUUCUACUAUCCACGAUUCUCUAGACAUCCUUUGAGAGGGAGGCUGCUUUCAAGAUGUCUUACUCGUCGGUAGAGUCUGCAACUUCUUAUAUUUCAAAGAAGAUUUCACCAUUAAACCCAUCUAACUAAAAUGAGUCCGUUGGCAAAAAGGGGUAACUACGAAUAUAAAAAGUGUAAAUGUACACGGAAUAUAUAUGCUACGUAAUGUGUUCCGGAAUUCUAAUGAAACCUUAAAUAAGAAUCUAGGAAUUACGGAGGUGACACGAAUCAUCCUCCAACAAGGAUAUAAAUAUUCUCAUGGAAACUCUUGAUGUAUUAAUGGAAAAGUAACAUCAAAUUUCCAAUUUUUUAAAUUUACCGUAAAUACCUGCUGAAAAGAAAGAGAAGUAAAUGCACUGUCAUCAACUGCUGAUGUUUGAGAAUAUUAGACCUAAGAAAAAAUCAUUGCAAUAUGAAGUCUCUCGUAGGAUAGUUUAAUAUUUUUAAU
Molecule: messenger RNA, 1304 nt
Organism: Macrobrachium nipponense
Lineage: Eukaryota; Metazoa; Arthropoda; Malacostraca; Decapoda; Palaemonidae
Exons: 5
Coding region: 103-654 (183 amino acids)
Source: RefSeq, a predicted model, not a curated record